Messenger RNA from Babesia microti strain RI, 492 nucleotides. RefSeq names its product secreted ookinete protein, putative (PSOP13). NCBI's taxonomy places the organism in Eukaryota, Apicomplexa, Aconoidasida, Piroplasmida, Babesiidae. The record is from RefSeq and is a predicted model, not a curated record. The coding region runs from base 1 to 492 and encodes 163 amino acids. The transcript is spliced from 2 exons.
AUGUAUAGAUAUAUCAUAUACGCAUUUUUAUGCUUUACACAUUUCAUGUGUGUACACGGUUUGAAUAGGAAAGGAGGGUUUUUUAGCAGAAUAAAUAAUUCAAUCGGUAAUUUCAUAAGCGGCAAAACUUCAGCUCAUAGUAACCAUGAGAAUCCUCAUAUUUCUCUAAAAAUCAAACCUGCAACAAGUCUACAUUUAACUAGAAAUGAACUAAAUAUGUUGUUACUGGAGGUAAAACAUGAAGUAACCAAGCAAAUGGAACAAUUAGAAGAUGAAUUAGCUGAUAAGGGAAGAGAAGACGAGAAGCAUAUGAGUACUUGGACUAUAAAUCAUUCCCCAGUUUACAUUCCAUUUGCCAAGACAAUUGAAACACAUUCUGGGGAUAAUUCAAAAAACGAACGUCUAAAAAACGACACUAAAGAAUUUAAACAUAACCCUACUCAUAGGACUGAAGAGUCUAAAUUGAGGGAAAGUAAAAUUGCUGAGACAUAA